Molecule: messenger RNA, 2467 nt
Organism: Chlamydomonas reinhardtii
Lineage: Eukaryota; Viridiplantae; Chlorophyta; Chlorophyceae; Chlamydomonadales; Chlamydomonadaceae
Exons: 17
Coding region: 256-2136 (626 amino acids)
Biological process (GO): intracellular protein transport; vesicle-mediated transport
Cellular component (GO): Golgi membrane
Source: RefSeq, a predicted model, not a curated record
UACUUAAUACUGUGAAGCUUCUGUUGCCCCUUCGCACAGCUUCACAGCUUGCACUGUGCACAGUCGUCACAAGGAAGUCAAAGUUUCCUAUUUGACGAGCUUGCGCAGUAUGGUAAUCGUUUACUCUGAGACAACUAUAGUUUAGUUGCACGCCUGCAGUGAACUGCUGGAAGCUUGAAGCUCUGGGAAAUGGCCGCGAAUCGGGCGGGGCCUCUGCCCCCACACGACCGGGCUCGGCAGGAGGCCCUUACCCACAUGGACCUCUGGAAGAUAAUGCGCAGCUACGUUGGUUCCAUGAUCGAGGGAGCGCCCGGCUACAAGGGCCUUGUGCUGGACAAGGAAACUAUGCGUAUUUGCGCGAAUCUUUACGGGCGAACGGAGCUGGCGGAGCACAAUGUCGUGCACGUGGAGAACCUGGAGAAGCCAGACGGCAGGGCCCACAACGAGUUGAAGGCAGUCUGCUUCCUGCGGCCAACCAAAGAGAACAUCGCGCUGCUGAAGAAGGAGCUGCGGGCGCCCCGCUACCAGAGCUACAACCUGCACUUCACAAACCUGCUGAGCUCCGUCAGCACUGUGUUUCUGCAAGACCUGGCUGAGGCGGAUGCGGCCAAGGAGAGCGUUCUGGAAGUGCAGGAGAACUACGCGGACUUCAUGGUGCCCGAUCCCUUCCACUUCGUGGUGCCGGUGCCGCGCAACGACCUGCUGUUCGCGGUUCGGCAACCGGGCGCCGCACCCUCCGCAGCCGAAUACGAGCUAAUAGACCGCUGCGUGCAGGGUCUGUCGGCCGUGUUCCUGGCGCUGCGCCGGCGACCCGUAAUCCGCUACCAGCGGGGGAGCGAGCUGGUUGCGAAGUUGGCGGAGAGCCUGCACAGACUCACGUACAAGCAGGAGGCGGCGGUGUUUGACUUUGGCGCCUCACGGUCGGCGCCGCCUGUGGUGCUACUGCUGGACCGGCGGGACGACCCCGUCACGCCGUUGCUCACACAGUGGUCUUACCAAGCGAUGGUGCACGAGCUGAUCGGAAUCCACGAUAACACCGUCAAGCUGACCAGCGGCAAGGUGGCGGAGCAGUUCCGCGAUGUGGUGUUCGAUCCGCGUCAGGAUGACUUCUUGCGGCGACACCAGUACCGCACCUAUGGCGAGGUCGGCGCUUCGGUCAAGUCAAUGGUAGAGCAGUUCCAGUCGGCCAGCACCAAGCACUCGCGGGUGGAGAGCCUGGAGGACAUGCGACGAUUCGUGCUGGAGCACUCGGACUUCCAGAAGCUGCAGGGCAACGUGUCCAAGCACGUCAACCUUAUGACGCAGCUGAGCGAGACCGUGUCGGGGCGCAACCUGAUGGACGUGUCCAGCGCGGAGCAGGAGCUAGCGAACCCGGCGGCAAGCCUCACGUCGGCGGCUUCGUUUGAAGAGCUGCAACAGAUCCUGCGUGGCACCAAAACCCAGGACGCGGACAGGGUACGGCUGGCGAUGUUGUACGCACUGCGGUUUGAGUCGGACACGCCCCGGGUGCGGCAGAUGCUGGACUACCUGGCCACUGCGGGCGUGCGGGAGCGGGAGCCCCGGCUGUAUGCGGCUGUGGAGGCGGUGCUGCGGUACGGCGGCGCGUCACGGCGCGCUGGUGACCUGUACGGCAGCCGCAACCUGCUGUCCAAGGCUCGGAACGUGUUCAAGGGACUGCAGGGCGUGGACAACGUGUACACGCAGCACACGCCGCUGCUGACGGAGACGGUGGCGGCCCUUGCGUCGGACCGGCUGGACCCGCUGGCCUACCCCUACAUGGCGUCCACAGGGGACGAGGUGGCCACGCUCACGGCCAACGCCAAGCGGGCGCCGCCGCGCGAGGUCAUCGUGUUCGUGCUGGGCGGCACCACGUACGAGGAGGCCAAGGCGGUGGCGGAGAUGAACGACCGCGCAAACGCCGCCGCGAAUGCGGGUCCGGGAGUACCCGCGGGCGCGAGCCCCAGUGGCGGCCAGCUGCCCACGCCUCGGGUCGUGUUAGGCGGAACCGGCAUCCUCAACUCGCAGAUGUUCCUGUCGGCGCUCACGUCAGGACUCAACAUUCCGCAAUCAGCACAAGGAGCGGGUGUCACGAGCAGCGGCUCAGGAGGGUCCUUUGAGCGUUCAAGUCUCAUGUGAGGUGUCACUGAUUGCGCCCCGCGUGGAGUGGCGCAGCAGUGCGUGGGGGCUUGUUGAGUUAUUGCAAGCAUUAAUUCGCGCGCUAAAACCGCGCGCACACGGUUCUGCACGCUACCAAUACAGUGAAUGAUGCUGGGAGACGGGGGGAAUUAAGGUGCGCAACGCGAAUUGUGACGGCGGGGCCACGGUUGUGCUGGCGGUGGUGGAGUCGAGGCCUGUUGAACACGGGCGCCCCGCAGGAUGAAUAGUGAUGCAGAUAGUAGACGCUGUUGCUGGGUAAUGGAGCAAUGUUGCCGGAGCACAUGCAGUUUGCUGUAAGUCCGUGACUGAU